GCGUCGUCCCGCCGUCUCUUUUUUCCAUUCAAGCUAGUUACCAUUCCAGUUCGUGUUUGUUGCCCGUGAAGCGAUGCCUUCUGUUAACCAUAAGUUAGAGAAACAGGCCUCUACGGAGACCGCUGAACCCCUUCGCCAGGCUAUCAUCGUAAUCGAGCACAAGAUCAGAAAUCUUGAAAAGCGAAAGGGUAAACUCGAGUCAUAUAGGGAUUUACAGAAAACUGGCAAAGAAUUGAAUCCAGACCAGAAGACAGCGGUGGCCAAAUACGAUGAGGUGUUGCAGACAUUAGAUAUAACCCGAGAUUUGUAUAAGCAGAUAGUUAAUAUCGCUAACGAUGCUGUUAAACAGCAAAAAAAACUGGCGCGCAAGGAAGCUGUUGAACGUAUGCAACAGGACAUUUCCAAAGUAAAAGAGGUUCUUCUUGUCCAACAUAUCUUGACAAGUAUCAGCACUAACGCAGUAAGGGAUGAUUUUUUUCACGGAAAAAAUGGAGCUGUUAAAUUAUCAGAAGAAGAAUUAAAAUUUCUUGGCAACUUACAUGCUGAAGUUACGAUGAAACUUCAACGUGAAGAGGGUGAUGUGACUUUUGUUCAGCAAGCUCAAAAAAUAGCUGAACAUUACGUAGCGAUUGUAGAUGGAAAACAGAGAGAGAUUGUUGGAACGACUUACAACAAAUUAAAAGAGAUUAUUUCAAAAAUCAACCAAUCAGGCUAUUUCGAUCAAGUUCGCGAAUGCUCGGAAACUGCUCCAGCGGAAGACAUUCUUGAAACUGUGGCAGAAACAAAACCUAAUGAUGCACAAACUGCGCAAGAACACAACGAAGAAUACAGCAACAACGACAAUCGACACAUUCCGGAAUCUUUGAUUCCUAUUACGAAUUUCCCAGUUCAAGUUGCACCGCUGCCCGUUGUUUCCGGAGCUGCUCCUGUUUCGGGACCUAUCCCAGUUGUACCACAACCUAUGCCUCCGCACCCAGCCGCUCCAGUAGAUACUCCUUAUUAUACAAACGCUACCAACUUUGUUCCACAACCGCAACAACAGCCAGCUCAGCAAUCUCAACAACAACCACCACCUGCGCCCCAAAUCAACGAUGUCAUAGGCACGCCGAACUUCAUAUUCUUGCAAAAAUCUGAACUUGAUUCGCCGGACGUCACCCAAGCGCCUAUUGUUCCACACAUUCCUCCUGCAGUUAAUGCACCUAUUCCCACGCAAACUUACACAAAUCAGAAUUUUACGAACGCACCUGUAGGUGUGCCGCAGCAAGUAAUAUAUCAACAUCAAGCGCCACAGGAAAUGUCUCACAUUCCUGGAUUCGGAAAUCCUAAUCCACCACCACCGAUCCCGAUGCCGCCAUCCCACCAACAACCAAAUAUUCAAUAUAGUCCACAACACCCGGCGGGUUUUCAACCUCAACAGCCGCAACAAAACGCGGCACAAUUGCCACAACAGGGACAGACACAAAACUUCAAAGAACAGACACAUCAGCCGGAACCUCAAACAUCGACAGAGGAAAAAGUCGAGAAUGGUCAAAAUGAAGCUAUUGUAACCACGGAGUCAUCGUUGGAACCACAAAAUGAAUCCGUUGACUGGUGUCAGAUGACCGACACUAAUGACUGGAAUCAAUCCGAACAGCAACAGUCGAUGCAAGAUUCUCAACAAGCAGCACAACAGACAUCUCAGCAAGGUUGGGGUGAUCAACAACGCGGAUACAGAGGACGAGGUGGUAGAAGAAAUACUCCUAAUAGCUAUAAUGCUAGAGGCAGGGGUAAUUACCAAAACGGACGCAGCGGACAAGGCACGUAUUAUCGCAAUGAUCAAAAUUACCAAAAUGGUUAUCAGCAACGUUCCUGGGGCAAUGACGGAAAUAGUGGAUUUAAUGCUGGCUUCAAGCGUGGAGGUGGCGGCGGACCUAGGGGCGCGCGAACCGAGCGCGGUGGUCGUGGACAGUUUCGCGGUCAGAGGGGAGGUACGCGUGGCGGAUACGUGUCACGUGGCAAGCCUCACACGCAGCAAUAAGAAGGAAAUAAGAACAACGCUAGCUAGCGUGAAUGCACAGUAAAACACAUUAUAAAGAUGCUCUACGAUCGUAACUCAAUUGUCUAUUUAUGAAAAAGCUUAAGUCGAAACAGUGCAUUUGCGUGACGAAAGCGGGAUAUGAGAAAAGUAAGCAGGUACUGUGCACUAUCGCUAAGUAUUAUUAUAUAUAUACAUAUAUAUACAAUUACUUUUGAUAUUAUCGAUUAAUUAUAAAGCGAAUUUAGUAGGUUAUGUAAAUUUUUCACUGAAAACAAAAAAUCGUAUAAAAACUUUUUAUCUUGCAUGUAUCAAAGGUAAAUUUAACGGGGAUAAAGUUUUAGUUUAUUGAUUUAUACAUUAGUUUUCUUUUUUCCAUUUGUUAAUGGAGUAAUCAGAUAUAUUACGCGAACUUUUCUAUACGAUGUGCGAAAGAAAAACGAAAUCAGAAAGAAUCUUACGUUGGCAUUUGUAUUGCGACUUGCGACUUAAGAUGUUUCUUAAAUAUGAUACAUUGAACGAAUAAAACUUCGCAUUUGAAUUUGAUGUCUGAAUUUAAAGAUUACUGUUAAUAAAAAAAAAAAAAAAGACACGACAAGAUUGUGAUACAUUAAAUUUUGAAACCUACCAUACAAGAGUAUUAUUGUAUUAUGACAGAAGGCAGGUUUCACAGGGCAACAAAGAUCAAGCUGUUUACAAAGAUUAGAAUAAUUUUAUUAUAAAAAAUACAAAAAAAAAAUGAGAACUUAUUUCAUGUAAAGACUACAAGAAACGUAUUUAAAGAAUAACGUUAAGACGAUUAUAUAAGUAAUAGACGAUCUGCACGACCAUCUCUUUGUCUUGCGGGGUUCAUCAUGCUCCAAGAGAGGAUUUUUUAAGAUACCAGAAACAAAGAGGAUACAGCGAGCAAUGCCUUCGAAAACUGCUAAAUAGUCUCUUCACUUCAUAUUCCGCGUACCUGUAUGAGAAUUUGAGGUGUAGAUAAAGAAUUUAUCGAGAAAAUCAAGUAGUUUCAGAAUUGUAAAUGAUUCACGCGAUAUGUAAGAUCUGUAAAAGACGUUUUUUUUUUUUUUUUUUUUUUUUUUUUUUUUUUUCAUAUAGGAAUGCGUAAAUCACUAUGUUAAUACUUUGAAUCGCUGUCGCUUCCUCUUCCGUUUUUCUGUGUGACUGACCAAAAUUCUUCAACGCUGACCGCCCAAGUUCAUCGGUUGAGUUAAAAGCUCAUGGUCAAGCGAAAGAGAUAGCAGUGCAAUUCUCUUGUUAUGUUAAUAACACAUUACCUGAUUUUUUGUAUUUGUACGCAAACAAAAAAAAAACAGAAAAAUAUACAAUUAUUUUUCAAUCGGAGGAAGCGAUACAUGUGAGGGGUUUUAGCGUAUAAGUCGAGUGUACAAUUAUUGACUAUUUAGAGAGAGAUAGAAAGAAAGAGAAGGAGAGAAAGAGAAAGAGAGGGUGCGCAGUACGGCGCUAAUAAGUCACGUUAUACAUUGCUGCUAAACACGCGAUGAAAACUACCAUUUAUUGUAUUUUGUUUGUACAUUUGUGUUUAAUCACCUCCUCCUUUAUAUUGAUUACGUUAAACUAUUCUAUAAAUAUCUAUGAAUAUAUCUUCCAAAUAAAGAUCUAAUUCGACCGUG
Molecule: messenger RNA, 3651 nt
Organism: Pseudomyrmex gracilis
Lineage: Eukaryota; Metazoa; Arthropoda; Insecta; Hymenoptera; Formicidae
Gene: Capr
Product: caprin homolog
Exons: 6
Coding region: 74-2017 (647 amino acids)
Cellular component (GO): cytoplasm
Molecular function (GO): RNA binding
Source: RefSeq, a predicted model, not a curated record